Molecule: messenger RNA, 3094 nt
Organism: Desarmillaria tabescens
Lineage: Eukaryota; Fungi; Basidiomycota; Agaricomycetes; Agaricales; Physalacriaceae
Product: glycosyltransferase family 39 protein
Exons: 8
Coding region: 84-2861 (925 amino acids)
Biological process (GO): protein O-linked glycosylation via mannose
Cellular component (GO): membrane; endoplasmic reticulum
Molecular function (GO): dolichyl-phosphate-mannose-protein mannosyltransferase activity
Source: RefSeq, a predicted model, not a curated record
CGUCACUUUACCACUUACUUCCAUCUAAUACCAAAUUUUCUCUCCUUCUCUUCGACUUUUGCUGGUCGACACCCACAGCACUGAUGUCGUUUCGAGCGCGGCGGCCAGCGUCUCCUCCGCCAGGAAUACCUCAUGCGGCAACCCAGCGAUUUCCUCACUCUCGGCAGGACCACUUGGAUGCGGAUGCACGAAGGGAGGCCGCGUCGAAAGGAUUCAUUCCCAGCAGAGGCAAGAGCCAUUCACCAGGGGGACUUGCCUUGACAUCUGGAGAAUGGAAGCUGCUGCUCGUAAUCAUCAUCGUCGCCGCUGCUGUACGGUUAUUCCGCCUAUCAAGUCCCAACAGCGUAGUUUUUGAUGAGGUACACUUUGGCAAAUUUGCCAGCAGAUACAUCAAGACGCAGUAUUUUGUGGAUGUGCAUCCACCGUUGGCGAAAUUGUUAAUUACAUUGGCUGCAUUUGUUUUCGGAUACGACGGGCAUUUUGAUUUCAAGGAUAUCGGAAAAGUAUAUGAUGGUGUACCCUAUGUCGCAAUGCGUCUCGUUCCUGCAGUACUUGGUGUCGCGACAGUUCCCCUCUCCUAUCUUACCCUACGCGCUCUGGACUGUCGUGCGACAACGGCACUGCUGGCUUCUUUCUUCAUAACAUUCGAAAACGGCAUGAUCACCCAAUCUAGGCAUAUUCUCCUCGAUUCUCCCCUCAUUUUCUUCACUGCACUUACCAUCUUCUUUUGGGUUGGCUUUUGCAAUGAGGAUAGGCAUAAACCAUUUACUGACACGUGGUGGUCAUGGCUUAUCUUGUCCGGCCUAUCCCUUGGUGCUGUCGUCAGCUGUAAAUGGGUUGGACUCUUCACCAUUGCCACUGUCGGGCUGAGCACCGUGCAACAGCUCUGGUACCUCCUUGGGGAUCUGAAAGUAUCACCGCGCUUGUUCAUGAAGCAUUUCAUUGCUCGCGCUCUCUGUCUCAUCGUCCUCCCGGUCUUGUUCUACAUGACCAUGUUCCAGAUUCACUUCAUGCUUCUUGGAAGCUCUGGCGAGGGAGAUGGUUUUAUGAGUUCUGAAUUUCAGCACACGCUUGGAGGUCGUGGUAUGGCAGACACUUAUGCCGACAUUGCCAUUGGCUCUACCGUGAGCAUCCGACAUGUCAAUACACAGGGUGGUUAUCUACACUCGCAUCCGCACAAUUAUCCUGGUGGCUCCAAACAGCAACAGAUUACCUUGUAUCCCCACCGAGAUUCCAACAACGAUUGGAAGAUAAUUAAUGCAAGCUUCGCUAACCACGAACCAGCAGACUGGUCCAUGGAGCCUCUCAACUAUAUCUAUCCUGGUGCCCGAAUCCGACUACGCCACGUCUCCACGGAGAAAGCUCUCCAUUCCCACGACGUCCGUCCUCCCGUCUCAGACGUCGAUUUCCAGAAUGAGGUUUCGGCCUACGGGAUGCCCGGGUUUGAAGGUGACGGCAACGAUGAUUGGAUCGUGGAGAUCGAGCAUGGCGACCGCCGCGAUAGAGACUCCAGUAAAAGACUGCGAACUCUCAGGACGACAUUCAGACUGCGACAUGCUCUGCAGGGAUGUUACCUGUUCUCGCACAAGGUCAAGCUUCCGGAAUGGGGAUACGAACAACAGGAAGUUACAUGCAACAAAAAUGCUGUGAGGGCUAAUUCCUUGUGGUUUAUCGAGACCGCGAUGCAUCCUGCACUGCCUGAGGACGCACCGAAGGUCAAUUAUAGAUUGCCUGGAUUCUUUGCCAAGUUCAUGGAACUGCAGCAAGUGAUGUGGACGACAAAUGCUGGACUAACAGAUAGACACACAUUUGAUUCUCGCCCGGGCUCUUGGCCUCGUCUACGACGUGGUAUCAACUUUUGGGUCAAAGAUCAUCGUCAGAUAUACCUGAUUGGUAAUCCCAUUAUAUGGUGGCUGAGUACACUUUCCGUCGCCUCGUAUAUUCUUGUUCGGGGAUUCCUCAUUCUCCGGGCAAAGCGAGGAUAUCAGGAUUUCGCCAGCACUAAGGUCGUCAAGUACGACUCGCUUUGUGGCUUCCUGUUUUUAGGCUGGUCUCUCCACUACUUCCCCUUCUUCCUAAUGGGGCGACAGCUCUUCCUGCAUCAUUACUUCCCCGCACUAUAUUUCGCCAUCCUACUAUUAUGCGGAGUGUUUGAUCUCAUCACGUCGACGUUGCGCCCAAGGGUGCGGCUGCAAAUUGCUGCGGUCCUCAUCAUCAUUUCCAUCUGGGCCUUUGUGCACUUCAGCCCGUUGGCGUACGGAAGCACAUGGACAAAGGACGAAUGCAAGAGCUCCAAGUGGCUAAAAACAUGGGACUUUUCGUGCAAUGACUUCCUGAACGACUAUUCUCAAUACGGUACGGCCGCAGCACCAACACCACAGAAAUCGAACAUCCCGGUGGCGACCAUCGGUGGUGAGCCAGGCGGCAGGGCAGCUAUCAUUGUCGAAGACAACGCACAGGAGCCGGAGGUUAUCAAUCCUGAGGAGCAUACGACGACUAUCGGCGUAGGCAAGCCUGAGCCAGGACGAGACAUCUUUGCUGGGGCACCGGUGAAGGACGUGCCUAGUCAGCCUGCUAAACAUGUGCAGCAGGAGAUGGAGAUCUCUGAGGAGAAGGAGAUCAGCUCAGUGGGACAACCUACCAAGGAGGAGGCGAAGACGCAGAUUCAGACGGAGGAAAAGGUCACGGUGGAAAAGGCUGAGGAGAAGCCGGUGGUGAAGGAUGAGGACCCGGCCCCACCAGCUGCUGAACCUGAACCUGAACCGGUCCCGGUUGCGGAAAAACCAGCUGGGCCAUUAGGUGAAGCUGACGCCGAGGCUGACAAAAUUGCGCACGAGUUAUAUCCUGAAGAAGCGGACUAAGUGCUUGCCCUCUGUAUAUGUUCUGCGAUUAGUUUGCUGGUCUACAAAUAUUCACCGGUAAAUACUUCGCUUGAUCAUACCGGGAAUUCUUGAUUACUUUCUAUGUUGAAGUCUCUCGUGCCGACAUUUUUUGAAGCUGUACAUUAUCAUUGGUUCUACUUUUUGUAGAUGCGAAUAUUUAUACAACUGCACAACUACAGGAAAUCUGAUUACUCUUAUCACGUUGAAAAAAA